Messenger RNA from Brassica napus (rape), 1604 nucleotides. RefSeq lists its product as uncharacterized. The transcript has 5 exons. The record is from RefSeq and is a predicted model, not a curated record. The coding region runs from base 215 to 1576 and encodes 453 amino acids. NCBI's taxonomy places the organism in Eukaryota, Viridiplantae, Streptophyta, Magnoliopsida, Brassicales, Brassicaceae.
CAUUAAAUAACGUAUCCACCCUUUAGAUUUCCCGGCUUUACAUACAAAAAAAAUAUAAGCAGGAGAGAGGCUUAGCCUUCUUUCUCUUUGCCUGUAUAACAUGAAGUAACCAGACCGUCAUUCUCAGAUCCAUAAAGAAACACAGCGUGGUUCUUUAAGCACAUUAAGACAGAAGUGAAAAGAAGCUUUUAAGAAAGUAGUUGCGGUAGAAAGGAUGAGCAUUUGUGUUCGUCUUUGGCGAGGAGAGUGGAAGAAAAAUGGGGAGGAUGAAUGGCAUUUCCACCCUGAUGUCGAUGAUUUCGGAUUAAGGGCAAUGAGAAAAGAUGAUGAAACGUAUGAAACUUUGGAGGCGAUGGUUAGGAGACGCUACUCUCUCCGACCGUCUACACCGGUGGUGCUAACCUUCAGGCUCCCUAGCUGGAUGUUGUCACCGGUGGGAUACAAAACUCUACCAACGACAAUAACCAGAACUGAAGAUCUGUGUGUUUUGUUAAACGUGAGGACGUCCCUGUCGGACCUAGCUUUGCUUGUCACCGCUGGCCCUAAAUGUGUUGCAGAGUACGAGUUCCUUUGCAGAACUAGUUUUACGAUUGGAUCAACAACGUACGUAGUUGACAACACACAAAAUGAAGGAUCCAGAGCGGAGUACGAGACUCUAGUUUAUGGGGACCGAGCAACUCAGACUGAAAGGGUUAUGAACGCCCUAUUCCCUGAAGAUGCAUUAAGGCUUUUCCACCGUGUGUCUUGCGAGAUGGCUUAUGCGGACCGGUGUCUUGCUAAUGAAAUCAACCAUAACCGAGGGUCUCGGGAGAUAAUAGUCGUUGAUGAUGAUGAUGACGUAAUGUAUGAAGCUAACCCAGUCAAUGUAGAAAUUGGGGAAAGCAGUCAAGCCGGUGGAGGUGGCUCACUCCAACCAAGCAUGGUUUUUUCUGCAGCUAUGACUCAAUCCCAAGCACCUCCCAUAUUAUGGGACGUUGGAAUGGACUUGGCUAACCACCAAAGUCAGAGUAACCCACAAAAUGUCCAUUCUAGCUUGGAGAAUGACAUGAGGUUUUGGGAAGGAGUUAUAGCUGCAGGACUCCACGUUGAUGGACAGUUAAACAUGAAUGCUGGUAAUGAUGAUGAGAUGCAGAAUCUUGGUGGCAUUAUCUCUUUGGCGGGAGCAAACGAUAAUGUUAUCGGGGAGGGGGUCGACCACGAGGUUGUGCCAAAUGUUGGUGUUGACAACGCCGUCGUACAAGCUGAAGGUGGGGGGUCAUCUACUGGUUCAAACCGUGAAGGUAAACAACUAGGUGGUGGAAUGUUGGGUGCAAAACCUUUUGAAGGCGACGACUUUUGUCCAGUAGAUGAGCCAGCAAAAGGGUUUGAGGCUCAAGGGAUGCAAACACAGACAGAAGAUGGCGACGUACAAGUGUUGCCAGCUGGGGUUGUUGAAGAAACAACUCCUAAGGUGGUUCCUGCAAUGUUUAGCUUAACUGAAGGUGGACACACCGCUGGUAGUAGUGGAGUGCGCAAGGCUGAUAACUGUCUAACCGAAACUUCUUCUGAAGCAAGUGAGACUGAGGGUGGGUUUUGAUACAUUUGAAACCUAAGCGCUUAGUUUU